This is a messenger RNA of Penicillium psychrosexuale, 1248 nucleotides long. RefSeq names its product branched-chain amino acid aminotransferase, cytosolic. Bases 1 to 1248 code for a protein of 415 amino acids. Gene Ontology annotation, biological process: L-valine biosynthetic process; L-leucine biosynthetic process. Gene Ontology annotation, cellular component: mitochondrion. Lineage: Eukaryota; Fungi; Ascomycota; Eurotiomycetes; Eurotiales; Aspergillaceae. The record is from RefSeq and is a predicted model, not a curated record. The transcript has 4 exons. Gene Ontology annotation, molecular function: branched-chain-amino-acid:2-oxoglutarate transaminase activity.
AUGAAGUCGCUUCACCAAUUCGCUCGCCGACAGGCACUGACCGGGCUCUCAAUGCCCCGUGUUCUCUCAUCACAGAACGUUACCGCCAGCCGGACAUGGCAGAGAACUUUCAGCGCCUCCAUGGCAGCCGCCUCCCAGCUCCCAGGUCUUGACCCUUCCAAAUUGACCAUCACCAAGACCACCACCCCUAAGGAGCUAAAGGAAUCAAAGGAUCUUGUUUUUGGAAAGUACUUCACAGAUCACAUGCUCUCCGUGGAGUGGACAGCUACCGACGGAUGGCACGCACCUCGCAUUAUCCCCUACCAGAACCUCAGCUUGGAUCCUGCGACCUGUGUGUUCCACUACGCAUUUGAAUGCUUCGAGGGCAUGAAGGCGUACAAGGACAGCACCGGUGGCAUCCGUCUGUUCCGCCCCAAUAAGAACAUGGAACGCCUGAACAAGUCUUCGGCGCGCAUUGCCCUUCCUACUAUUGAUGGUGACGCCCUGACAAAGAUUAUUGGAGAAUUGGUGAAGCUCGAUAGUCGGUUUAUUCCUGACGCUCGCGGCUACUCCUUGUACCUGCGCCCUACCAUGAUUGGUACCCAGAAGACCCUGGGAGUUGGCCCACCAGGAUCCGCUCUUCUGUAUGUGAUUGCCAGUCCCGUGGGUCCCUACUACCCAACUGGCUUCAAGGCCAUCUCCCUGGAGGCCACUGAUUACGCCGUCCGCGCCUGGCCCGGCGGUGUUGGUGACAAGAAGCUUGGAGCCAACUACGCUCCCUGCAUUCUGCCUCAACUCGAGGCCGCAUCCCGUGGUUUCCAGCAGAACCUGUGGCUCUUCGGCGAGGAGGAAUAUGUUACCGAGGUCGGCACCAUGAACCUUUUCAUUGCUUUGAAGAACAAGGAGACCGGAGAGAAGGAGCUUAUCACUGCUCCUCUUGACGGUACAAUCUUGGAGGGCGUCACUCGUGACUCCGUUCUGAGUCUCGCCCGUGAGAGACUCGGUCCCAAGGGCUGGAAGAUUUGCGAGCGCAAGAUUCGCAUGUCCGAGGUUGCCGAGGCAGCCGAGGAGGGCCGCAUGAUCGAGGUCUUCGGUUCUGGUACUGCUGCCAUCGUCAGCCCUGUUCGUAACAUCAGUUACAGAGGUAAGACGGUUGACUGUGGUUUGAAGGCGGAUGAGGAGGCUGGUGAGAUUGCUCUCCAGAUGAAGAACUGGAUGGAGGGUAUCCAAUACGGUGACGAGAAGCACGAAUGGAGUGUCGCGCUCUAG